This is a messenger RNA of Cicer arietinum (chickpea), 1595 nucleotides long. RefSeq names its product arogenate dehydratase/prephenate dehydratase 1, chloroplastic-like. Lineage: Eukaryota; Viridiplantae; Streptophyta; Magnoliopsida; Fabales; Fabaceae. The record is from RefSeq and is a predicted model, not a curated record. Gene Ontology annotation, cellular component: cytoplasm; chloroplast. Gene Ontology annotation, biological process: L-phenylalanine biosynthetic process. Gene Ontology annotation, molecular function: prephenate dehydratase activity; arogenate dehydratase activity.
ACUUUCCCAUAACAUACACUGCGGAAGUUUCUUCCCCAAAAAAGUUUCCAUUUUUGGGUUUUCCUUUAUCCAUUUCUCAUACUUCAAAUUUUUUGUAAUGUAUUUGUGAAGAAUCAUUGACCUUAAUUAUUCUUCACUUGCUAUGGCAUCUCUUAUUGUACCAAAGCUCACAACAAGUUCUCAACUUGGUUAUCAAAAUUUGAGGAAAAGACACAGUGCUUUUACAUUGAAGAAAACCAACAUAAUGAUGCAUGUGGUUAAUCACAAUCAAAGUCAAAUGGGUGAUGUCUCCCAUGGAUUGCAUAAGGAUUUGGGCUCUCUUCCAAGGCCCUUAUCCAUAUCUGAUAUUGUGGCUGCUUCUGAUAAUCGUGCCAAAGUACGAAUAUCAUAUAAGGGGCUACCAGGAUCAUUCAGCGAGGAAGCUGCAGUUAAAGCUUACCCUAAUUGUGAAACAGUCUCAUGCAGUGAUUUUGAAGAAGCUUUUAAGGCUGUUGAGUUGUGGCUGACUGACAAAGUUGUCCUUCCUAUUGAAAAUACAUCUGGUGGAAGCAUUCAUCGGAACUAUGAUUUACUUCUUCGCCAUAGGCUUCACAUUGUUGGUGAGGUGCAGUUGGCUACUAACUUCUCCCUUCUAGCUCUGCCUGGUGUCCGAAAAGAGUACCUUAAACGUGUUUUAAGCCAUUCUCAGGCACUUGAUUUAAGCGACGAUUUCCUGAAUAAAUUAGGUGUUGCAAGAGAAAAUGUUGAUGAUACAGCUGGUGCUGCUCAGAUUGUAGCUUCAAAUGGUCUGUAUGAUACUGGCGCCAUUGCAAGCAACCGAGCUGCCGAAAUCUACGGGCUUUGUGUACUCGAGGAAAGAAUCCAGGACGAUUCUGAAAUCAUCAGUCGUUAUCUUGUGCUCGCAAGAGAUCCAAUAAUUCCAAAAGCCAAUAAGCCCUUUAAGACUAGCAUUGUGUUUACACUUAAUGAAGGUCCUGGAGUGCUGUUUAAGGCUUUAGCAGUAUUUGCAUUGAGGGACAUAAAUUUAAGCAAGAUUGAAAGUCGGCCACAAAGAAACCGGCCACUAAGAGUUGUUGAUGGCUCCAACACUGGUACUGCCAAGUACUUUGAUUACCUUUUCUAUAUUGAUUUUGAGGCGUCUAUGACUGAGCCUCGAGCACAAACCGCUUUAGGACAUCUUCAGGAAUUUGCCACAUUUCUUAGAGUUCUUGGAUGCUAUCCCAUAGAUUCAACCGUAUAGACUAUAGCUAUAUUCUUUUUUAUUGGUGAUCUUUCAACAUAUUCAAGCCUGAAGUUUUGAAGAGGAUUUGGUUCAAACUAAGACCAUGUCCAGUCCAAGUAAAACAGAAACUUUCAGAUGGUCACUAUGUAAUGUAAGAUAAAAAUAGUUGAUCUUGACCUUACAAAAUUGUCAUUGUUUUAUUUGUUUAAACUUAUCCAUGUAUGAAGGAUACAGAAGAAGUUGCAGUGCCUUGAAAAAAGGGCAUCUAAAUAUAUUCUUGAACCAAGUAGAGUUUUCAUAUAGUAGGUUGUCUAAAGAUAUUACAAGGUCAAGAGUUUAUAAUGGCAUAGUAGUUUGGCAUUGUUUUGCAACA